UGUCAGCUGGGAAGAGUGAAAAAUGUUUUGUAUCGUUCGUGUAUGACAUUCUGUUGCUUAAGACAAUAAUUUAAUUAGCGUGUGUUUGGAUCAUAAAAUUUUGUUGCUAGAUUUUGACGUGAUAGCAUUACUUCUUCUAAUAACGUAAUGGUAAAGAGAUUUUCUUCCGCCCAACGAGAUCGAGGAGUGAAGGUGAAUUACAAGUGGAGAACAUACAGUAUUGAAAGUUCGUGAUUAAAUCUACAAAUAAUUAGUGGAAAUGAUUUACUAUUACUUUCGUGGUGGAUGUAAUUAAAUUGCCAUGUCUCACUAUGGGCAAGAUAAUGACAAACAAGCCAGCUCUCUUAUGGAUGGGGUUCCUGUUAAAAUUAGUGAAAAAUACAAGCCACCAAGAAAAAUCACCCUACCUGUUGGCUAUCAGAACAGAGCGCCUCUAGCAUCAGUGGAUGAAGUGUAUGACUUCUCUUUAGAAAAUACUGUGCUAAGAAAGAUUGCAGAAUGGAGAAAACUGCAAGAACAGCUUGUAUCCAGGAGGAGGGAAAACAUCAAACAACAUAAUGCUGAAAAGAAAGACGCAAGUUCAAAGGGAGAAACUGAUUGGAAUGUCCCAGCAACUGUUUCUACAUCAGUGAGUGUUACAGCUAAUAGUGCUGAUGCUUCCACCUCACAUUGCCAACAACAACAACAACAACAACAGGUUCCACAACAGCAACAACAACAACAACAACAAUAUGCAUCAAUACUUACCCCAGUUCCCAUUAGCAUGCCCCUCAGUACAACUACCCAUCAUAAAAAUCACUCUCACCACUUCAAUCUGUCCGAUUUUGAAACAGACACUUCAGACCCUUUUGAUACAGUUGAAUUAAAGACAAUAAAUGAUAUGGAGGAGUUGGCUCAUGUUCUUCAGCCAACAAUACCAGUAACAAGUACUGUGCCUAAUUGUUAUACUUUGCCCUACAACUCUUCUCAACACUUUGGCAUGGUGGUGGAAAGCAAUAAGGACUCUGUUAUACUACCACAUCUGAAUGGCCUCACAGGUUAUCGAAUGAUAAGGGAAGGGGGUUUUGCAACUUUACCGGUCCAACAGAAGAGUAGUGCUAAUGUCAACUAUCCUAAUUUAUGGGGUGACAGUUAUAAUGAAGCGACAACUAACCAGCGAUCCUCCCAGCAGGAUGGUGCUGGCUAUGGUGCUCUGUCUAAAAGUGUGCCAGAUAUUAUGAAAGAACUUGAUAGAGAACUGAAAGAAAAACGAAGAGGACCAACACCACCUACAAUAAUGUCGAGCAGACCAGCAAGUCUUGGUUCCACAGGAUUAGAGAACUGGAAACCUUGGCCAGAUUUGGAUAGCCCAGACCAGUCUGCGGCUUUGAAGACCACUAACAAAGAAAAAUGUGCAUGCCCACUACCUAAUCCAUUUGCUGAACUCAGUGUUGAAGAACAAAAUCUUGCCAUACACAUAAGUGAAAUGGGUUUUCCUUUACCACGUGCAGCAAGAGCUUGUCAACUCGUUGGAAGUGAUGAUAAGAAGAUGGUCGAGUUCCUGUUAUUGGUGCAAGCACUGGAGGAGAGAGGGUAUCCAGGAGAUAGGGCAGAACGAGCACUGACAGUGAACGAAUGUGAUCUGAAAGAAGCUGAACGUUGUUUGGAGGCCACAACACAGCUUCUUGACCUAGGAUUUCCUGAGGACCGUGUUGCCGAAGCUCUGGCAAAGUGUGACAAUGACAGAGAUCAGGCACUUGAACAUCUUAUCUCAUAAAAAAGACAGCCAAAACCUGCAGGUGAAAUGAAAUGUUGCUACUGCCAACCUCAUUGUGUAUUUCACUUCCAUAAUUGCUUCAAUGGUACUGAAGUAUAUAAUAAAUGGGGCAAAUCGUUUGUGGAUACUCUGUUUUUAAAAGUUUUACUUAAUCACAUACUAUAUAAGUGGACUGCUAUAUGAUGGUAGUAUAGUGGCAAGAUCACUAGAAGUGAACCCAAAGACAUCUGAGAUAUGAAGUAAGACUUUCAGUCCCUAAGAGGUUCAUUAGUUCCUUUGCAAAUAAUUUUUGUUCCUUGUGAAAGUAUGCAUAUAAGCUAUACAGCAGAAGAAUUGUUGAUGUACUCUGAUAUUGCCAGAAGAUUGGUGUGACAAAUGAAGUCAAUAUCUGAAAUGAUUACCACAGUAUCACUGAAGAUAUUUGUGAUAGUGUUAUGCAAACUUAGUCUUUGCAUGAAUACUUGUACUGCUUUCUUUAUAUGUGUGUAAAGAUCUUUCACUGUUUUCCUGUUCUCUAGAAAUAUUAUUUUCAUAUUUUUUAAUUUAUUGUACAAUGUGUAUUCAUAACCACUGAAACAACUGGAAGUGUUAAGGUUGCUCCUUCGAUUAUAGUCAAUGUUUGUCAUACAGCUAGUGUCUGAUGUCAAUAUUCCUACACACACACACACACACACACACACACACACACACACACACACACACACACAAAAUUUGUUAUGAUAUUUUAUUAAUGUAUUUAAUCUCUUUUCUUUCCUUAGAGAAAAAUACUAGUCAGCCCUCUUUAUUUGACUUCCAGAUUGCUUGUGUUUAACAUCCAUGUUGCGAAACAGGUGUGAUGUGGAUCCUUUUUUAUGACUGUGGCUACAUUUUAACUACUGGCCAUUUUGGAUCCAUAUUAAUAUUACUUCCUGAAUAAUUAUACCAAUUUAACUUCAAUGUAAUUUUUCAAUACACAGACAUCAAAGUAUUUAUGUUGCACAGUGACAUUUUAUACCUUUAAUAUUUUUCAGAAAAUUUAAUUUAUAUAGGUUAUGGUUUGCACAAGUGGUGGUGUUAUCAUCACAGAAAUGGCAGAGAUGUGUCGUGUUAGUGUCACUGCUCUUCUUCAAAGUUAAGUACUGUUACUAUCAUCCCUUUUCUGAAAAGGGAUUAGAAUCUGCUACUGGUACUACUUAACUGACAGUAUUUAUAAUCAUCUGAAAUGUGCUUUUAUAAAUUGUUUAAUUAUCUCUUUUUGUGCAAUGAAUUAUUGCAAAACAGUAAGAAGAAUAUAGGUUGGUACCUUAUACUGUCUCGUCUGUGUCUGUAGCAUGUACUGCUUAUUCCUUUCCAGAGGAUAAUGUGAUACCCACUGGGACUGAAUCCUACCUUUUGAUGAGGCACGUAAACUCAUUUGAUUGUGUUUGAUUUGCAGAAAAUGUACAUAUCUUGGCAAAUAUCUUGCUACAUUCAUCUGUAUGUCAUGACUGUAGUUCCAGCCGUUGGCAUGUUUAUAACAAUUUUUGUGUCUGUUUUGGAUCCUUUUUAGAGUGGAACACUAAUAUGACAAAUUUCAUUGUUUUCUAUGUCAUUGCCUUUCACCCUCUUACAAAGUUUAAAAGCGCAUUUUAUCUGAACCUAGAAAUUAUAAAGGCUUAUUACAUGAUGAGUAGUGUCCACAUCUAAGUCCAUAUAAAUAACAGAACGUAAGUUUCAUCAACUGUAAAAUAAUUUUAUUCUUUAAUUAGUUGUUCAGGUGGUCUUGGAGUGAAAAGGAAUCUAUUAGCACAGUAGGUAGUAGUCAUCUGUGUUUAGUUGCAUGGUUGUUUUCAUAAAGUAGGUUUGUGUUCUGUUGUUAAGAUGAAAUCACAAAAACUAGUGACACCUGUCUUGAAAUGUGGUGUUAACUUGCUUUUGCAGAUUGUUGAGAUACUUGUCAGCAGUUUGUGCAGUUCCAUGCAUUAGUAGGUAAAAGCUGAUGGAAAAAAAUCAUUAAAAAGUUGAAAACUUAGUAAUAAUCACAUCUCACUUCUAUCCUGUUAUCUCAAUACAUACUACACAUCUCCUAUGAAGUUCAUUGCACCAUGUGUUUGCAUUUCUUUCUUGCUUUGUUGAAGCAUAUGUCCAGUUGCUUAGUUACAUCUAGUUUCAGGAUGGUUGUGACUUUUCUGUGUUUCCUUUCUUCACCACUCCCUUCUUUUUCUUAUCCUUCGCUUCUACUGAAAUACAAGAUGCAGUUGUUUGGUUUCAAUUGAUUUUACUGAAGAUGAUACACCACUCAUAAGAGAGGGAACCCAAAUGAAGGAUAGAAAAAAAAACACAUGAAA
This is a messenger RNA of Schistocerca cancellata (South American locust), 4062 nucleotides long. Its product is annotated as ubiquitin-associated protein 1. Gene Ontology annotation, molecular function: ubiquitin binding. Gene Ontology annotation, cellular component: ESCRT I complex. The coding region runs from base 302 to 1756 and encodes 484 amino acids. Lineage: Eukaryota; Metazoa; Arthropoda; Insecta; Orthoptera; Acrididae. The record is from RefSeq and is a predicted model, not a curated record. The transcript is spliced from 5 exons. Gene Ontology annotation, biological process: ubiquitin-dependent protein catabolic process via the multivesicular body sorting pathway.